AUGCAAACCUCGAGAACAGUGCCCAUCGCGGUCUAUUGGGCCUACUCCGGCGUGCACACGGCGCUGGGGAAUUCGCGGCUCAUGGACAAGUACCGGCUCAACACCAAAGACGAGGAGGACCGCAAGAACAUGGUGUCCAAGCGCGCCGUCAUCCUCAAUGUCCUCAUGCAGCUCGCCGCCCUCGCCCUGCUCACCAUGGUACCGACGACGGCGGCGAAGGCCGACGGCGUCUCACGGACGGCGGCGUACCUGACGGCGGCGGCCCGGAUCGCGGCGGCCGUGCUGGUGUUCGACGCGUACCGGUACGCGUGGCACCGGCUGGCGCACCUCAACCGGUUCUUGUACCGGCACCUCCACCCGUGGCACCACCGCAUCGUGGUGCCCUACGCGUUCGGCGCCAUCUACGGCCACCCGGUCGAGGUCCUCAUCGCCGACACGGCCGGCGCCUCGCUCGCCGUCCUCGUCACCGGCCUGUUGCCGUCGUCGCCGCGCGCCACGGCCAUGUUCCUCACCCUGUGCACCGUGAAGGCCAUCGACAACCACUGCGGCGUGUGCCUGCUGCCGCGCCGCCUGCAGUCGGUGUGGAACGGCGCCGCGUACCACGGCGUGCACCACCUGCCGCGCGGCGUCAGGUACAACUUCUCCGACCUCUUCUUCGUCACGUGGGACCAUGUGUUCGGGACCCACAUGCCCUACGCCGUCGAGGAGAGGCCCGGCGGCGACGGCCUCGUGCUCAAGCCGCUGCCGCCUCCCAAGAACAACUAAUUAAUUAGUUAACGGCAUGCUCGAUCAAGAGGCAUGCAGUCACGUAUUACUCCUACUACUACUCCUAGUUAGUAUCGUUUUUUUUUUGUACUACUAGUUAGUAUAGUUGUUAUAUGUAGAUUAGCCAAUAAGCACGCAAGCUGCAUGUGUAUGUACCUGUGGCUUGCAUGCAUGCAUGCAGCUACAAAACUGAGUACGUGAUAGCCAGUGAGAUGUGGGUGUUGAAGUCAGCGGGUAGACGUACGUGAGCCGGUCAAACUAUUUGCUCGCUGCGCCGAGUGCCAACUACAACUACCAUUUCUUUUCUAUAGCAUGCAUGUUUUCAGUAAUUUUGUGAGUCACUCUAUGUAAUAUAUGUAUUCUAUUCAAUAAAUAAAGUGUUGAAGUUUGCUUA
Hordeum vulgare subsp. vulgare (domesticated barley) is the source of this 1159-nucleotide messenger RNA. RefSeq names its product sphinganine C4-monooxygenase 2-like. The record is from RefSeq and is a predicted model, not a curated record. NCBI's taxonomy places the organism in Eukaryota, Viridiplantae, Streptophyta, Magnoliopsida, Poales, Poaceae. Gene Ontology annotation, molecular function: oxidoreductase activity; iron ion binding. Gene Ontology annotation, biological process: lipid biosynthetic process. The coding region runs from base 1 to 765 and encodes 254 amino acids. The transcript has 3 exons.